UAUGCUUCUCCUCCCAACUGAAUUUUCCUCCAAUACAUUCAAAAAAAGCCUCUUCAAAGCCGUCAUCACCUUGAACACAAGUCACUGUCUCUAAAGCAUCAUCUGGAUAGAGUUGUAGAAGACAUGCCUGCAAAGCAUUCUUUCUACAUUCUUCUGGUCCGUGGUGGCAAAUGCAUCUUAAUUAAUAAAGGUUCAGUGGCGGCAAAACAAAGUGAACUAUUGACUGUUCGUUUUCUUACUCUUCUAACAUGGUUUGUUCUGCUAGUUGCCAUCGUAACAACGUUUCUUUCGGAAUACACGCUAUUAAACCCAGAGAAUAAGAGUAAUCAUUAA
This is a messenger RNA of Haemonchus placei, 333 nucleotides long. The record is from the annotation of a GenBank genome assembly. Lineage: Eukaryota; Metazoa; Nematoda; Chromadorea; Rhabditida; Trichostrongylidae.